GCUAGAAGCUAGCUGCCAUAACUUCCGCUGCAGCAGAAUGGUUAGCAAAUCAGCGAUCACCUAUUGAAAUGGCAGAACAUCGGAAUUAUUUUUCGCCAAUCUUUAUCUGGUUUUGCAAUUGGUGGAUGAUUACCUUAUGCACCCUAACACAAGGCGCGUGUCAGCCACAGGCGAUGAUCAGCUAGCACAAGCUAGCCUGCUUUUCCGAUUCUUUAAGAAAAGUCAAGAGCAAGUCACAGGCACAUUCGAUUAGGUAGUUUGUGAGGCCGUCGGUGCACGUGCACCGGGGAUACACCGGGUACAAUCACCAGUUUGGGUGUUCGUCGUGUAUUGCAUUACACAAAGUAGUGACAUCUGUAUGUGUUAUGUUAUGCAUUUUUUUUACAUCAGUAUGUCUCUAAAGCAACCAUACGAAACUUCCAUACAGCCUACAAUCAUGGUAGCCGCUCCGCACUUGACUGAGCCAUGUGACGGGCCAUCACCCGGGGGAGCACAAACUAUUGUAUCACAUGGCAAUGUCUGCUAGUCUGUAUCAAUCUUGAAUCAAUAGUUAGGGCUAGUUGGUUCGGUACAGAACUUGUCCCUAGAUCCUGUUCUGAUCAAGUUUAGAUGAGAUAACAGCCUACAAUAAUUAUGAAAAAUUACAUUAUAAGGCGUGUAUUGCGUUUCAAGUAUUUGCAUGAAGGAGGAGGAGGUAUUGUGGUGGGUUAACUGUCAUCUGCAGUUGUGUUGAUUGGUCCUCUAUAAAUGUAUGUCCUGUGGGUAGUGUGCAUCUCUCACAGCAAUGGCAACACAAAUAAUUUAUUUCAUGGUGAGCGGGAGACCAGAGAAAGCAGAGUUUCGGGUCAACUGUUCCACUCAAGAUGUUAAAGAUCUGUUCCAGGCAGCAGCGGAAGCAGGUCCUAAUGACAUUCUGAAGUUGUAUAACUCUAGCGGUAACCUCAUCAACAUCUCCCCUCAACUGAAGGCUAAUAAUCCCCAGUCUGCCUACAGUCUGGAGGUGGUGGCCUCAGACUACCACAAUACUGAUCUGACUAUGUCACUUGAAAUGGAUAAACUGGAGAAAAGGUUACAAAGUCUUGAGAGAAAGAUCUUCACAGAAACUGGAGCAGUACCAGAUGCUGUUUGUGAGUUAAAAGACCAAGUGGAGUCCUUCAGAAACAAACUUGAGAACGUGGACCACCUGAGUUGGCUGGGUCUUUUCAAAAACAUGUCUGGGGGGAUAGACAAAUCCUACCCUGCCUCUAGAAGGAACGUGGCCAGCCCUCAUGAGGAGCGGGAGCGAGUUCGCGAAAAAUUCUUACAGAUGAGCUCCCUCGAGAUCACAGAGGAUGUGAAGCAGUACCUCAAAACUCCAAUGUUCGACAACUGGCAAUGGGAAGAUGCAGAGAUGCUGGUGCUGCUGCAGGUGAUGUUCACUGAUCUAGACUUCAUGUCAACAUUCAACAUCGAGCUGGAGGUGCUCCAGAGCUUCCUCUAUGAGGUCUACUGCCAUUACAACAACAUCCCCUUUCACAACUUCAGACACUGUUUUUGCGUCUCCCAGAUGAUGUAUGGACUGAUUUGGCUAACAGACCUGAGGAAUAACAUGGACAGUACAGAUCUCUUCAUCAUGCUCACCUCUGCUCUCUGCCAUGACCUGGACCAUGCUGGUUACAAUAAUGUCUACCAGAUCAAUGCUCAAACAGAGUUGGCGUUGAGGUACAACGAUAUCUCACCUCUCGAAAACCAUCACUGUGCCAUUGCUUUCAGAAUCCUUGCAAAGGCAGAGAGCAACAUCCUAAAAAACCUGACCAACGAGCAGUACAGAAGGAUUAGGGAGGGCAUGAUCCAAUGUAUCCUGGCUACUGACAUGGCCAGACACAAUGAGAUCCUGAACAAGUUUAAAUCCGCAGUGCCAGUGUUUGACUUCACCAACAAAGAGCACAAGGAUGUGCUCAUGAAGAUCCUGAUCAAGGUGAGUGACAUUUCCAACGAGGCCCGCCCCCUGGACGUGGCACGGCCUUGGCUUGACUGUUUGCUCCAGGAGUUCUUCCACCAGGUGAUCAGGGUGAAAUCCAUCCACAUGUUCAGCCAAUGGAAAGUGUUAUUAUAUGUCUAUAUUGUUUACCGAGCAGUGUGUUGGGCAUAACAGCAUCUAGACUUGUAUUAUUUGUUUAAAUCUUCCCUACUGUUGCCCCACAGGCAGAAUACAUGGUCACAUGCCUAGUCAGGGGCUGGUGUUUUACCCCUAUUAUAACUCACUUCGUGGCCUCACAAUCUAUAUCCGGAUUGCAGAGUGACAUGGAGAAGCUGGAAGGUCUUCCCGUCUCUCCGUUCAUGGACAGAGACAAGGUGUCCAAGCCGUCGUCUCAGACAGGCUUCAUUGGCUUUGUGCUUCUGCCUCUUUUCACUGAGCUGACCAACCUCUUCCCCUGCCUGGAGAAACACAUCCUUGAACCAGUACGCAAGGCCCUGGACUAUUACAGGGAGAUGGAGAAAGCAAAGGAACAGCAGAAUCAGAACCCAAGUCCAGAGUGAGGACUUUGACACAUCAUGGAAGGUGUGAUAGUCUUUUAGUCAAUUAUUGCCAUGAGUGACAGUAGAUAUUUUGGUAUACUGUAUUAAACUGAUUAAAUUAGAUUUGUUUUGAAUUUUACACAUGUAUCUAGAAUAAUUGAGUAGCUGUGUGAAAUGAUGGGGCCUUCAGUAGCUGUUUCAAUUAAUUGUUACUUAAUUUUAAUCAAAUUAAUACAUUUGUUUUGUGUUGGUCCAA
This is a messenger RNA of Osmerus eperlanus (European smelt), 2755 nucleotides long. Its product is annotated as high affinity cGMP-specific 3',5'-cyclic phosphodiesterase 9A-like. The record is from RefSeq and is a predicted model, not a curated record. Lineage: Eukaryota; Metazoa; Chordata; Actinopteri; Osmeriformes; Osmeridae. The transcript has 13 exons. Gene Ontology annotation, biological process: signal transduction; cGMP catabolic process. Gene Ontology annotation, molecular function: 3',5'-cyclic-GMP phosphodiesterase activity. Bases 785 to 2131 code for a protein of 448 amino acids.